Messenger RNA from Oreochromis niloticus (Nile tilapia), 1656 nucleotides. It is a transcript of the gene tmem158, whose product is annotated as transmembrane protein 158. The record is from RefSeq and is a predicted model, not a curated record. The transcript has a single exon. Lineage: Eukaryota; Metazoa; Chordata; Actinopteri; Cichliformes; Cichlidae. Bases 346 to 1047 code for a protein of 233 amino acids.
GUGUUUUGAUGCUCAGCGCUCACACCUGAAGUGACCGGCAGGAAGUGAAGAUCGGAGCUGAGAGCACACAGCUCUUCCCAUCCUGCUACGUCUGUGUACCGAUAGAUGGGCACAUUUGGAAAACGACACGGAUAGAAAUAUCCGCAGGGAGGGGGGGAUGCGCGCAUGACAGCCUUUGGACGUUUCCAUUUGUAUCAGCCGAGCAGGGAAUUGAAUCUUUCCACUGGGUGCUGCGUUAAAAAAACAAAAAAACACUCGCGACUGGUAAAUUAAAGAUUUGCACAUCUCGUCCGUCUCCGGCGAUCGUCACCGCAUCAUGCGAGCAGGAGAGACGCGCCCUGUGCCAUGCUGAACAACUCUUCGACUCUCCUGCUGGCUCUGACCGCGGUGGCCGCACUUCUCCCGCGAUGUCAAGGCUGGAGCGACGAGGACCUCCUCCUGCCGCCCAUCAACUCCUCCAACAGGUUCCUGGCGAACCUGGAGGUGGACGUGCGCUUCUCCAAAAGGUCUGUGGAAGAGAGCGACGCCUCGCCCGACGCCUCCUCCAUGCAGAGUCUGUCCCAGUGCAACGUGAGCGUCCAGAGACUCCUGCCCACGUCGCUGGUGGCCCGCUGGGACAGCAGCUUCGGCUUCCAGUGUGAUGUUAUCAUCUACACCACCAACAACCACGGCAGGGCUUUUUUCGCCGCGUCUUUCAACAGGGUGAUCUCGCCCGUUGUCAUCGAGCACCUCGGGGUCACCGGGGGUCAGCAGGAGUUGCGCUUGUGCGUGGGCUGCGGGAUGUCCCGGUACCGGAGGUUCGGUCAGGGUAGGUCGAGGGGCCAGCAGACCGGGGAUCAAGUCACUUUCUGCUGCGUGGAUUUCAGCCUCGACGAGCUGAAGGGGGACAAAAGUUGGAGGCUGAACAGAAAACCCAUCGAGUCGACACUUGUGGCUUGUUUUAUGACUCUGGUUAUCAUUGUGUGGAGUGUUGCUGCUCUCAUAUGGCCAGUGCCGAUCAUUGCAGGAUUUCUGCCUAAUGGGAUGGAGCAGAGGAGACCGAGAUAACUGAAAUAUCCUUCAUUAUAUUUAUAGCCUGUGCUGCCUAUACUAUAAUUGUAGCCAUCGAACUGUAUGAAUGAAUGAUUGCGGAGGAACUUUUUGAUCAAAUGCUUUAAUCUAGGGUGUUCUUAGACCUCCUUCUCUUCCUCUUUAGGACAACUGAGGUAAAGUAUAAAGGGUUAUUAUAUACUAGCCAAUAUUAAUCUAUAAUGGGACCAACACCAAUGUGUUUUGUAUACCCUUGUAGGCCUUCCUAUGUCUGCGUAAACUGUGCAAAACUUUUCUCUUUAAACAGUGUUUGUAUAGUUUUUAAUCUUUCUAGAAAGUUUUUGCCUUAUUCCAUGUGUAGGACUUUUGCACUGAAAACUGAACUUUAAAGCGUGCCAUCUCAUACACUAUAUAACCAACAGUCAUGCGCAUUUCAAAAGUCAAUGUGAUAGUUUUUUGCCCCCAGGUUAAGAUCCUUUAAAAACAUAGUUGUUGUUUAUGAUUGGCAUAGAGAGGGAUUCAGUACUUAUAUUGUUAGAUUUCUAAUGUCAAGUUGAAUAAAAGUGGUUAUUUGUAUUAAUGUUCUAAAGAUUUAAAUAAAAAUAAAACAUAUUAUAGGCCAUACCA